CUCAUCACUCUGCCUGCCGUGUAUCGUUUUGCUUCGUCUCAGCACUAGCUACACGCAUAAAUUUUUAGCGAAAAUUUAGAAAACGAGCAAACAGAAGCUAAAAAAAGUGCAGCGAGUGUAAAUUGGCAUACAGUUUAACAAUUACAUUGUGUAAUUACACUGAUUGCAUAGUUAUUUUCGUGCAUUUAGCGCCGCAUACUUAAUCGCCCCGCACUCGCACUAACACACACGCGCUGAGUGUUUUGUGUGUGUGUGUGUGUGUGCCCGUGUGUACAUGUGCAUGUGUGUGUAUAGGUGACAAUUUUGUUGCGUGGUGCCGGGUUACAGUUAAAUAUUACAGAAUUUUUGUUGAUUUGCGAGCGCGCGCAUAUAACUGUGGCAUGAAAUAAAAACAACGCCAUUUAGCCGGCACAGUUAAAAUCAUUUAACGCUAGCGUGUGUGCAACUGAUUUCAGCCUCAAAAUGAUGUUCACGGGCACCAAUCAGCAGCAGGACACGCGCUUCAGCGACAAGGAAAAGAAGCUGAUGAAGCAAAUGAAAUUCGGUGAUUGCCUCAAUAAGCGUGUUGACAUGUCGAAAGUUAAGCUCGAUGUGCUGCGCCCUUGGAUAAGUAAAAAAAUCACUGACAUUCUGCACAUUGAGGAUGAUGUCGUUGUUGAGUUUGUUUACAAUCAGCUGGAGGAGGAGAAAUAUCCGUGUCCCAAAAAAAUGCAAAUCAACAUGACCGGCUUCCUCAACGGCCGAAAUGCCCGCCAAUUUAUGGGCGAGCUGUGGGCGCUUCUGCUCUCCGCUCAGGAGAGUGACAGCGGAAUUCCUGCAGAGUUUAUACAGCAGAAGAAGGAUGAGAUACUCAAGCGUGAGGAGGAGCAGCAGCAACAGCAAAAGCAGCGCCAGCAACAGCAGCGUCAGCGUGAUCUCUCACGCUCUCGUUCACGCUCCAGAUCCCCAUCGCGCUCACGGGAUAAGCCGCGACGCCACGACAGAUCCAAAUCGCGCUCCCGCAGUCGUUCGAACUCCAAAAUGGCAGCAGCCUCCAAUAACGGCGGCAUUCCUGCGGUGCCCAUCAACAGUGCUGCCCGCGAGGCGGCCGCAAAUGCAGCUGCUCGCCUACGCAAACGCGGUGGUGGUGGUGCUGGAGGAGGCGGCGGCUCACCCAGUGCAACGGGAGGCGGAAGCGGCGGCGGUGGGACAGCAGGAGCUGCAGCAGGCUCAGCGACAGGUGGCAGCGGUGGACGUGCUACAUCGCGAGAACGUCGUGGUAGUCGCCGGCGCUCACAUUCCCGCUCUCGUUCCAACCGCUCGCCGCAACGAGCAGCCUCCACAGACGCUGGAGGCGCUGCUGUCAAGACUUUAAAUGGACGCCACUCGGUCCAGAAAUCAUCGCCAGCCCUUGCAUCCAAAUCCAAAACAAAGGCCAAAUCGCGCUCACGUUCACGCUCGCGUUCAACGCGCAGUCGCUCCAGAUCCCGAAGCGGAGGCAAAGGCUCGCCAAAGGCACGUUCUCGUUCGCGCAGCUCCUCGCGCUCCUCGGCGCGCAGCAAUCGGCGUCGUCGCAGCUCGCGUUCGCGUGCCAGCAGCAUUUCGCUGUCGCCGGAACGCCAACAGGAUCAACAGUUUGAGCAUCGACGCAACAAGAACAGCGUGCAGAAUAAGCGACAAUAUCGCAGCAAUCGUGAUGAUUCCGCCAGCUCCAUUGAGCGAGGCGAUGGACGUGCCAGGCAAUUCGGUGGCGGUGACAGAGGUGGGGGUGGCAGACGACCGCCGCCACAUGGCAGACGCUUCUCGCCGCGCGGACGCAGUCCCAUGCGCCAGGAUAAUGGCGGUGAUAGACGUUUUCAGCGCUCCAAUUCGCGUCGUCGUUCGCGCUCCCGCAUGUUAUCCAGAUCGCCGAUGCGCUACUCCAGAUCACCCAGGCGAUUUAAUAAUCGCCGACGUUCGCCGCCGAUGCAUUUCCGCGGUGGCGGAGGCGGUGGAGGAGGAGGAGGCGGUGGUGGUCGUGGUGGCGGCGGUGGAGGUGGUGGCAGAGGUGGCGGCGGCAACCACCGAAAUAUGUGGCAGCAGCAAUACCGUGGCGGCAGUCCCAAUCAGCGGGGCGGCGGCGGUGGACGGAUCCACUGGCAGGCCAGGCACAAUAGUCCCAAUGGCGGGCGGCGCUUCGAUCGGCGUCAGUCGCCGCCGGGUGGUGGUGGUCAGCGUCGUUAUUCGCGGGAUCGCCGCCAGUCACCCGGACCGGGCGGUCCACAGCAGCAGCAGGGACAACAGUUCCGUAAGCAGUUCUCGCCUGGACGUCGCUUCGAUCGGCGUGGCUCGCCGCAGGGCAACUACAAUCGCUGGGAUCAGAAUCAUCCCGAUCAGCGCCAGGCCAUGCGCAGUCAACAGCAGCAGCCGCAGCGCAUGCGUCGCUCCAGCUCGGGCAGCGCCAGUCCCGUUGCUGCACGCCGCCAGCCGCAGCGCAGCGUCAGUCCAUUGGCCAGGAAUCGUAGUCGUAGCCGCAGUCGCUCCAGCGGCCGACCCUCGAAGCGCAGUCGCAGCCGCAGUCGCUCCAACUCGCGACCUCAGCAGCGACGUCGUCCCAGUCCCGCAGCAGCAGCGCGUCGUUCCGUUGAGUUUACCGGGCCGACUGUCAACACCAUUGAUCUCUGUCGUGAAGAGCCGCCGCAGCCUCUGGAGCAGCAUCUAGAACAGCAGCCGCCGCAGCGCAAAUUCGAGUCACAGCAGCCAGCGCAGCUCCAGCCACCGGCCGCGCGGUCGCAGUCAGCGCGGCGCAGCUUAGCCAGCCUCUCGCGCACACCAUCGCCGUUCCUUAAGUCGCACGAGCGCAACGCUGCCGCAGCACCAAAGAAGGCACGCGACAACAGCCAGAGCAGCAGCUCGGACAGCAGCGCCGAUGAUAGCGACGACAGCGAGGAUGAGCGGCGGACGACGAAGAAGCAGCAGCAGCGCCAACGGUCGCGUCGUUCGACCCAUAGCGGCAAAAGCAGCUCAAAGGCAGCAAAAGCUUCGGCGGCCGAGCCGAGUAAAAGCUCUAGCAGCAAGGCCAAGGCCAAGUCGCGCAGCUCGGGCAGCAGCAGCAGCAGCGAGCGCAGCGACGACGACGAUGACGACAGCAGCGAUGAGCGCCACAAGAAGUUGCAGCUGAAGCGCAGAGAGGAAACGACUGCUAGCCGAAGUGAACGGGAGAGGGAGAGGGAGAAGGAUAAGGAGAAAGAGAAGCGUCGCAGCGGCGACAAGAAAGUACGGCGCAGCGCGUCCAGCGAGGAGAGAGUGCCGACAGAGAAGCAGCGAAGCUUGGACAGAAGUCGCAAGCGAAGUCAUAAGAAAUCCCGAAGAGAUGGCAGCGCCGGCAGCGACUCGGAAUACGAACGUUUGCCUAAAAAGAAACGCAAGAAGUCAAAGAAAGCGGCCGAUAGCAGCGACAGCGAUUCGGCCUCUGAGGACGAGUCGACGUCGAAGAAGCGUAAACAUAAGAAACAUAAGAAGCACAGCAAGAAGAGCAAGAAGCAUAAGAAGCAUAAGCGAAAGAGCAGCAGCAGUGCCAAGCAUAGGCAGGAGAGCAGCUCGCAGAGCAGCGGCGACGAGGAUGAUGAGCAAGCGCAUGCUACGAUGAGGGGUGCAGGCAAACGGAACGGUAAACUUCCGUUGAUGAUAACUGGCGGCCCUGGCAUCAAUGAGGAUCUGGAGAAGCAGCUGCGCGAGCGUGCGCUCAAAUCAAUGAAAAAGUUGGACUGAGCAACGGCAACACCUACAUCAUCAUCAACAGCAA
Drosophila arizonae is the source of this 3763-nucleotide messenger RNA. RefSeq names its product Serine-arginine repetitive matrix 1 (gene Srrm1). Gene Ontology annotation, molecular function: RNA binding. The record is from RefSeq and is a predicted model, not a curated record. Gene Ontology annotation, biological process: regulation of mRNA splicing, via spliceosome. Lineage: Eukaryota; Metazoa; Arthropoda; Insecta; Diptera; Drosophilidae. Gene Ontology annotation, cellular component: spliceosomal complex.